CGGGUGCACAUUUCCACCCCAUGGCCGUCUGUAGGUGAUCUAGCUCCGCCAGUCUCCAGCAGGUGUCCAACAUGGCGAGCACGGCAAACGGAUCUCUCGCUCUCCCUUUCUCUCUUGUCGUGAUUUCAGUGGCUUUUCUCCUCAAAGGAGCUGCUGAAACCAUCACAGUGGAAGGUCAGAACCUGGCAACGGACAACGUGUCUGUGGUGGAGGGUGAGAUGGCCACCAUCAGCUGCAGGGUGAAGAAUAACGAUGACUCGGUCAUCCAGCUGCUCAACCCCAACAGGCAGACCAUCUACUUCAAGGAUGUCAGACCCCUGAAGGACAGUCGGUUCCAGCUGGUCAAUUUCUCUGACAACGAACUGCGAGUGUCUCUGUCCAAUGUGUCACUCUCCGACGAGGGACGCUACGUGUGCCAGCUCUACACUGACCCCCCUCAGGAGGCCUACGCAGACAUCACCGUCCUGGUGCCUCCAGGAAGCCCAAUCAUUGAGAGCCGCGAGGACGUGGUCAGCGAGGGCAAUGAGACGGAGCUCACCUGUACAGCUAUGGGCAGCAAGCCAGCGGCCUCCAUCAGAUGGAUGAAAGGAGAGGUAGAACUGAUAGGAGAAACAACGGUGGAAGAGACGUAUGACAGGAUGUUUACUGUCACCAGCCGGGUACGAUUCUCUGUCAAUAAGGAGGAUGACGGCGUUCUGGUGGACUGCAUCAUUGACCAUCCCGCUGCAAAUGACCUGCUGGCACAAAGGAGCUUAGAAGUGCUGUAUAAACCAGAAGUGAAGAUUGUGGUGACGUAUCCUGAAGGAUUAACUCGAGAGGGAGACAAUCUUGAUCUGACAUGUAUUGCAGAAGGAAAACCACAUCCUCAUCAGAUCAAUUGGCUGAGGGUGGACGAGGACGUGCCGCCUCACGCUGUGGUCACAGGCUCGGACCUUUACAUCGAGAACCUCAAUAAGUCCUUCAACGGCACGUAUCGCUGCGUGGCCUCCAAUGCUGUGGGCGAGGCCUAUGAUGACUACAUCCUCUACGUGUACGAUGCUCCCACUACUAUCCCCACACCCACCACCAACCCAGUCAACACGCAAGACUCCAGAGCCGGCGAGGGGGCGCCACCCAAAAUUGACCAUGCUGUCAUCGGCGGGGUGGUUGCAGUAGUGAUGUUCGCCAUCCUCUGCGCGCUCAUUGUUCUUGGUCGAUACUUUGCCAGACACAAAGGCACAUACUUCACGCACGAAGCCAAAGGGGCGGACGACGCCGCCGAUGCCGACACGGCCAUCAUCAACGCCGAGGGCGGACACAACAACACAGAUGAGAAAAAGGAGUAUUACAUCUAAAAAAAAAAAAAAAAAAAAAAAAGUGGAGAACGGUGGUGGUGCUAUGGCAGCAUUGGGUCUCAUGUUUGAUUGGGAAAAGGUUUAUUGUUCUUAGGGGGGGGUGGAAGUAGGACUGGCAUGGCCGGGUGUCCUAUGGAAACCCUUCUGGACUGCUGGGGCCUACAGUAUAUAUUAUGUACAGUUUCUUUAUUUUACAGACAAUUUUGUGCCUUGUUUUAUUUCUUUUGCCCCCACGAUCCCUCCCCCACACGCUUUUUGCUUUAGAUAUUUUACCAUGGACUAUUUGGACAAGAGGCCUGAGUGUGUGUGUGUGUGUGUGUGUGUGUGUGUGUGUGUGCUAGCUUUUAGUUUGAGUGUCAUUGUGCACAAAUAUAAAAACUCAUCCACGUGUUUUUAUUUUUGGUGAGUACCAACUUGGACACAGUGUCUACACAUUUACGUCUAAUGGGUCAAAGACCGGCUUCGUCACGCUUCCCCCUAACACACGUAUGCCCCAUGCUGCUGGUUUACAUGCUGACAAUAGAGCCACUUUAUUAGGAACAAGGUAUCCUAGGAUGAAGGUGGUCAGGCUGCUUUAUCUGUGGAGACUGCCGUAAACCCUGAAAUAAUAUUUAUUUUUGUUUUGUUACAUCAAAAUUGUCAUUUUGGCAACUUGUAGCAUACGGGUGACAAAUUGAGGAGACCCCUGCUAGCUCAUGUGACUUCAUUUUAGUACUAAAAAUGUCAAACGAACACAAACAGCACUUUUUACAGUGAAAAUAACAAAUGAUCGAAUGCAACCAUUCUCAACUGGUGGGUUGCGGGUGUUUGCCUGGGGGAAAUAAAAUAUAAAACAAUGCAACGACCCGAUGUCCAUGACGUUUAUGGCUUUAUCAAGCCUGAGCGGGAGGGGAAGGACGUGCCGACGUGCAGCUGCAGAUAUCUGUUGGAGAAGAGCGCGUUACGAUGAGCGAGAUGGCGUCUCACCGCUGCAGCUUACGUUCAGUCCCUUUAAAUAUGAGAUGGGUGAGAAGUUUAAGUUGGAAAAUGUGGGUCCCGCUACCCAACCAGAUGAGAACCACUGAUCCAAUGGGUUCGCACCAUUCAGACGGUUAUGCUGUUAUUCUUAUUAAUUAUUACAACUAUUUCUUUUGUAUGUAUUUUAUUACAAGAAAAAAUCAUUGAAAUUAUUUGAAAAAAUUGAAAAGACACAUCAUCUUUCUUGCUAAAUGUAUUCCCACGGUGAAAACGAGUUUGGCGCCCCUGCCUUAGAGCAAUGUUCCAAACACCUUCUACCCAAGCGUGCCUAAUAAAGUGGCUGUCGAGUCAGUUGUUUCCUUUCGUUCAGUGGCCUGUACAGGUUUGAGGAAAGCGGUUUACUUUUGGUAGCUAUGAUGUCAUUUUAGUCUCUGUGUGAAGUGACACCUCCGUGAUGCAUCUUGAGUGCAAAUGUUAAAUAUUGAGAGUCGGUAGUUGGUAGUCGAGUCGGACGUGAUGGAACAAUCAUGCGCGAACGAUACGCUUGCAACGUGCCCUAAAAUAACACGUGGUCCAAAAUGAUACGACAUUCCAGUCUCAUUACUUUCAUCUGUCAGUCAUUUGUUCCUUUUCCAAGGCAGUGGUCCCAAAAUGCCCUCAUUCAUGGUAUACCCCCCCAUUAUAGGGGAUGGCCGUAAUCACGGUUUGGUGCGUACCUUGGUUUGUGAUACAAGUGGUGGUCUUCUUCCUCAUUAAUCAUUUUGGAUGAUGGUAUUAUAUUUAUUACUACCCAAGAGACGCACGGACUUAAAGCGUGGCAGCAAAUAUUGUUGGACGACUUCCUGUCAGCAUAAUGAUGGGGUUUAGGGCAGGGGUGUCCAAAAUGCGGCCCAGGGGCCAUUUGCGGGCCGCUGCUGUUUUUUUAUAGGCUCACGGCACAUUCUAGAAGUAUAAUUUAACAAGAAACCAAAAAAAAAAAUCCCAACAACAGCAGAAAUGGAAAAAUCAGCAGUCAUUUUACAAAAAUAAAGUAAUAUUAAGAGAAAAAAGUUUUUCAAGGUCGUAAUGUUAUGAGAAGCAAAACAACAAAUGCAGUUGUAAUUUUUGCAAAAUGAGGUGCCGGGAAAACGUUAGUGUUACGAGGAUAAAGUGAAAUUAUGAUGGGAAUAAAGUCAUAAUUCCGAGAAGAAAGUGCAAAUAGUUGGAAAAAAAUGUUUAAAAUGGCAGAAACUACUGUAAUUUGAUGAGAAUAAAGUCAAAAUAUCAUGAAUAUUAUGACAAGAAUAAUGUCAGUUUAGUAGCAUACGGUUGUAACCAAAUAUGGUAUUUUUUCAAAGUUGUGAUCUUAGGAGAAACAAAACAAAAUAAAGGUGUAAUUCUUUUAAAAAUAGGUUGAGUAAAAGUUAUAAUAGUAUGGGAAUGAAGUCAUGAUAUUACAAAAAAAAAAUUGUGAAGAUUGUUUAAGAAGAAAGUAUUCGGAGAAAAAAGUUGUGUUCUAAUGCGAAAAGUAAAGUAAUAGUAAAGUAAUUUUACAGGAAUAAACUUGUAAUACUAUGAGGAAAAAAAAAAUAAAUUUUAGUAGCAGACUUGAAAUAUUGAAGAACAUUUUUGUUGUUUUUUUUAAAGGUGUAAUGUUACGAGAAACAAAACAAAAUAAAGUUGUCAUUUCUGGACAGUUAGGUUGGGGGAAAGUUUGAACAUUGGGAAAAAAGUCAUAAUAUUAUGAGAUGAAAAUGAAAAAGAAAUAUCUAGAAAAAAAAACAGCAAAAAUAUCGUGUUUUCAGCGAUAUGACAAAGCUGAGAUACAGUUUAUCAAAGGGGCCCUUGCAUCCUUUCAUUUUUAGGGUAUGUGGCCCUCCCGGGAAAAGGUUUGGACACCCCUGCCUUAGGGCCACAGAUGACUUGCAUAUAAAUACACCCUCCGCUCAUAAAAUCCUAUGAAAAUAUAUUAAAAGAUGAAAUCCAUUGCAUGUCAUAGCGCCCACAUGCUCUACCCAAUAUGCUAAUUAUGCUUGUGCAUUAAUAAAAAGUCCACUUUGCACACUCGCUCGGAAUAUGUGUGUGGAUGAAUGUAUGAAAUGUAUGAAGUAUCGCUUCAUUUUCCAAAGCUCUGUGUUUGAUAUGAUGACGGGAUGUUCAAGGAAGGAAAAGCAGUUUUGAAAUCUAGAAUGCAUUUCUUGGCUCAGCUCCACUUUAUGAACCAGACGAAUCAGUGAAAAUGUGAACCUCCUGACACGUUACAUUUAGGCUCGCCUUUGAUUGAACUUGAAUGGCUGACUGCACCAUCAAGUUGUCAACCCAUUUAAAAAAAAAAAAAAAGAAUAAAUCACGUUCCUGGCUGCACCCGGCAACCUCAAAUCUUCACUGAAGCGCUGUUGGCUGAAGAAGCUGAAGGCUGUCCCUGCUAGUUGUUGGCUAGUUGUGGUGUUACUGAAAUAGAUUAGAUAACCACUGCCUUAAUGCCACCUCCCGAUACGUAUCGCUAGGAAGGAAGGACGUCUGUAGUGCCUUCUUUCAUUUCGAGGCAUGCGAUUGGUUGUACAGCAUCCUUAUGUACACUUUCAAGUAUAUCUUGUAUAUUUGUGUCCUCUUUCUAAACUCACACGGCCGAUGUUCAUCGCCAUCGUCGCACCGUAAAACCUUGCAUUAGCGUCACAGAGUGGGGUGAUGUUGUACAAAAGCUCGGAGGAGCAGAGAAGUUGUAUUUAUUAUGUAAUCAAUUGGUGAUUUCAAAUGUUCAUUUGACAAGCGUUUGUUAUUUAUUUGGAUAUUUAGGGACAACAAGCCUCUCAAAGGGAAUACAGUGGAUACUGAAAGUGAGCACAUCGCUUUUUUUCAAUUAUUUAACACAAUUAUAAAUAUAUAUUUUUUUGUCAUUAUUGUUUUUCAUAUUUCUGAACAUUUUUUCUCCCAUAAUUCCCGUAUUUUUUACCGAGUGAAUCACAAGCGCAGGUUAUUUUUGAAAUGCUUUGUGAUGAGUCACCGAUGCAGUGUCACGCUUCACUCACCUGACCUGCGUGCAGGCAGCGCUUGUCGCUUGUUUCACUCAUUUGCCCAAAGUCAGUUGGGAUAGGCUCCAGCUCCCUCACGACCCUGAGAAGCGGUAAGCCAGGGGUGUCCGGAGUGCAGCCCGGGGGCCACUUGUAGCCCACGGCACAUUCUAUAAAAAUAUAAUUUAACUAGAAAGCUUUAAAAAAACAACAACAGGGGAAAAAAGCAGUAAUUGUACAAGAAUAAAGUCAAAAUAUGAAGAGAAAAAAAGAUGAAAAAUAACAUAAUUUUAGUAUAAAGUUCAAAUACUAAAGAUUUUUUUUAAGUUGUAAUAUAAGAAACAAACAAAACAGCGGAAAAAAGUUGUAAUUUUUGGAAAAUUAGGUUGUGGAAAUAGUUCAAAUGUUAUGAAUAAGGGUCAAAAUAUUAUGGGAAAAAGAACGUUGAAAUUAAAAAAAAAAAAACAGCAGAAAUUUAAAAAAAAAAGUUGUCAUUUUACAAGAAUAAAGUUACAAUAGUAAGAGAAAAAAAGUUGCAAUUUUAUAAGAAUAAACUUGUAAUAUUAGGAGGAAAAAUUUUGUUUUAGCAGCAAAAAUUUUAUUUUAGCAGCAAAGUUGAAAUAUUAAAGUUAUUUUUUUUUCAAAAUCGUAAUAUUAUGAGAAACUAAACAAAUAAAAAAACAAUUAUGGGAGAUUAGGUUGGGGAAAAAAAUCCCAAGAAGAAUAUAUAGAGAUAUAUAAAGAUAUCAUAAUAUCACAAGAAGAAAAUUUACAAAGAUUAUAGAAGAAAGUUGAAAAAAAAACCAUCAAAAAUGAGGAAAAAAAAGGCCAAGUGUGAAGUUGAUGUUAAUAAUUGUCUUUUUGGCCUCCAUGACAAAGCUGACAUGCAGAGUUUCUUGAAAUACUGCAUAUGUACUGUAUCCUUGUAGUAUCUUCUUAGCAUAUCCACAUGUGUUGCUUUACUAAAUAUCCAAGUGGCAAAGUUGCAGCCUUUUUUUUUCACUAUGUGGAAAAUGAAGAUCUUCAUUUCUGGGGUAAGAUCUUCAUUUUCUGCAUCAAACAAUCCUAUUUUAACACGUAUGCCUUCACUUUCUCUAUCCACUGUAAAAGCUACAAAACACUACAAUUUAAGGCCAUUUUUUUCUGGUUUUGAGACUUUUUUUUUCUCUCUUCCCUUUCUUCUUCGCUUAAAGAUGACUUUUCCAGUGAAGAAAGGAGCACCACACCACCACAUCGCUCCAAUCCAAUUUGUCUUUUUUUUUUUUUAAAUACUUGCUGUUUAUUAUUAGUGCAUUUGUGUUCACUCUCUCAGGUUCAUGAGUGUUAAUAGUUGUGUUUUUGCAUCUCAGGUAGAAUGCAAAUGUAAACGGCCCCGAGUAUAUACUGUACUUGUAGUACCGCAGCUAUUCAAAACCGAUGUACAUGUAUUU
Molecule: messenger RNA, 6711 nt
Organism: Dunckerocampus dactyliophorus (ringed pipefish)
Lineage: Eukaryota; Metazoa; Chordata; Actinopteri; Syngnathiformes; Syngnathidae
Gene: cadm1b
Product: cell adhesion molecule 1b
Exons: 11
Coding region: 72-1334 (420 amino acids)
Biological process (GO): cell recognition; susceptibility to natural killer cell mediated cytotoxicity; detection of stimulus
Cellular component (GO): neuron projection; synapse; plasma membrane
Molecular function (GO): signaling receptor binding
Source: RefSeq, a predicted model, not a curated record